This is a messenger RNA of Wallemia mellicola CBS 633.66, 507 nucleotides long. RefSeq names its product cytidine deaminase-like protein. Lineage: Eukaryota; Fungi; Basidiomycota; Wallemiomycetes; Wallemiales; Wallemiaceae. The transcript has a single exon. Gene Ontology annotation, molecular function: diaminohydroxyphosphoribosylaminopyrimidine deaminase activity. The coding region runs from base 22 to 459 and encodes 145 amino acids. The record is from RefSeq and is a predicted model, not a curated record.
GUUGAUAGGACGAAAUGUAUUAUGAUUGCAUUAGAGGAAGCUAACAAAGCACCAAUAGCACAGGGUGCUUUCAGUGUUGGCUGUGUCCUCACACAUCAGAAUGAAAUACUCUCAACGGGAUAUUCACGUGAAUUAGAGGGUAACACACACGCAGAGGCAAACGCUAUAGCGAAAGUACAAGACAAGAGUAUUCUCAGCCAGGUUGAACUCUACACUACACUCGAACCAUGCACUGUACGAACAUCUGGUCUGCGAGCCUGCACCGAUACAAUCAUAGAAUAUGGAAUCAAAAAGGUUUUUAUAGGCGUAGAGGAGCCACCAGACUUUGUCAACUGCCAGGGCGUUUCAAAACUCAAAGAAGCAGGUGUGGACGUCAUCUUCCUCAGUAGUGAAGAAUACACUCGCCAGACAGGCCGCAAUUUGUCCGAAGACUGCCUUAUAGCAGCCAGGAGAAGCUAAUUUAUACUAUAUUACACUGGAUUAAAUGCAUUUCAAUUUCUGUUACCA